Messenger RNA from Bombyx mandarina (wild silkworm), 3187 nucleotides. RefSeq names its product alpha-galactosidase MYORG. Gene Ontology annotation, molecular function: hydrolase activity, hydrolyzing O-glycosyl compounds. NCBI's taxonomy places the organism in Eukaryota, Metazoa, Arthropoda, Insecta, Lepidoptera, Bombycidae. The record is from RefSeq and is a predicted model, not a curated record. Gene Ontology annotation, biological process: carbohydrate metabolic process.
GACGCGACCUCCCAGCGGUUACCCAUCUUAUAAGUAACAUCAGUAGUUUUGUGUUCAGUGAUUGUGUAUUUUAUUAAUUCGGUGAAUAAUUUUUUGUCCCUUUUUUUUUAAAAAAAGUAUGAAAUAAGAACAAAAUAGAAACAUGGCCGACACAAAUUUGCACAAUGAAGCGGUUCAACGCCUCAAUGACGUCACAAGGAGAUCAGAUGAGAUCCCGUAUGCUGAUGAAUGCGUAGAGCUUGAUCUUAGUCAAACAGAUGAACCAAUACGACCACAGCGUUACAAAGACAUCGAACGAGGAGAAAACCAAACAACGAAGCGGGUUGACGAGAAGCAGACAAAAGACUUAGAUAAAGUACAUUCCUCACCUGACAGCGACACUAUCGUUGUAAACACCCCUGAAGGAACCCUAUACAUCACCCUAGAACCGGAUAAAUCUAAGCCGAGCAGCCCUAGCGCGCAGUCCACGGACCUCAGCGAAUCAACAUCAAAAGUUUUCGGAGCUAAAGAGUCUAAUGAUAUGAUUGAUAACGAGAGAGCAGUAGAAGCGAGGAGAUCAAAUCUGAGACGAAACAGCAUAUCGAUGCCUGCCCUACAGAAUUUGGAAAUAGAGGUGUUCAGGCAACAGUACGCGAAUAAUCCGGAAGACGGGAUCCCGGAUCACCAUCGGAGCUCAGCGUCGGCGUUCAGUGACGGAGACAACACAGUGGAUGAAAACAAUGGAAUUCUCUCGGACGAUGAUAAGCCGAAAUCACCCCUCAAAUCCCCGCGCCGGAAGUCAGGCUACCCACGCCGGCUGGGCAGAUCAGAAUUCAGCAUGGAUGAAGAUGAUUACUCGCCGAGUAAUUCUGUGACUUCUGUCAACAGCCUCGCCAGCCUCCUUAGGGAGAAGUUACAGAGUAUCCCUCAGAAGAUUCGUAAGAAACCAUCAGACUACAAGCUCAAGGCGUUCGUGGCGCUAAUGUUCCUGGCCGUGGCGUUUUUCAUCGGCUUCGCGUAUGUGCUCUAUCACCAGCAGGCUCACUCCAAGACUUACUUCCGAAACGUUCAGCUGAACGAACCGAAGAGGUUAAUAAGGAUCUACAAUGAGGACGAUGUGGAAAUACUGAAAGCUAACUUAGCGGUUGGCGUCCAAGGUAAAAUAAAAGCCUUCCCAUGUCUACCGGAAGACCGCCGCAACGGUUCCCAGUGUCUGGAGUGGCUCCACACCCUCCGUUUCUACAUGAAGUCGCAGCCGCACGACCCUGGUUUGGACAACACAACAUGCUACUCCAUCCACUGGCAAGCGUUAAGACCUGAUGUAACUCCUACAGACUGCUUCGACUGGGGUGACACAAAGGUUCACUGGUAUGGCGGCGGACAGUCUUUUAACUUGACUUGGCCUCUGGACGCAGGCUCCAUAAGCUUUACACCAUUCGUUACCGGUGAUAUGCAGAAAUCGCAAUGGGGCAACCUCCUGACCAGGUACUUCAUCAACACUAAAGGAGCAGCAAUCAUUGUCGACGAAGAAACUCCUUUACACGUAGCCGUCAAGCCUGAAACCAAAGAAAUAUGCAUUAGAGCUAAAUACGACGACUUCGCUUUUGCCAACAAGAUUACUGAAUUUCCAGAAAUGAGAUACAACAUUUGCACCUCAAUCGAUAUGAAGUCGCUUCAUACUUCUAUUCACAGUCACAGGAGUUCGCCUCUGUGGGACGGCCUCAAGCCUGCCGAUAUGCAGACCUUAGAUUCAUUGAUAUCGGAACCGGUCUGGCAAAUAGCGCCACGGUUCAAACACGAACUUCAAGCCGAAACCAUUGCCAAGUACACCGAGGAUGUCAUAAACUUAGGGUUCUUAAAACAAGGGCAUGUGCUCAUUAACGAACAUUGGCAAAAUGAAAUCGGUGAUCUAGAAGUUGAUAAGAGCCGUUUUGAAACUUUAAAUGUGACUGUGGACAAAUUGCAUCGAAGAGGUUUUAAGGUGGCGUUCACUAUCCAACCAUUCAUAAGCACGGAGAGCCAGAAUUUCGCUGAGACAGUCCAGAAGCGAUUGCUAGUUAGCGAGAGGAAUAGUGAUCGGCGCAUCCCAGCGUUGACAAGAUUCAAGUCCUUACCGAGCGCAGGGGUUUUAGAUAUAACGAACAACAGAUCUGUGCCUUGGAUUUUAGACAAACUGCAAGCAGUGAUCGACGAAUACCAUAUCGAUUCGUUCUAUUUUGAUUUAGGAACGGCCUACGAUAUGCCGCAUUACUAUCGUUGCGAAAGUUUCCUAAUUAACCCUGAUCAUUACAAAACGAUUUUCACGAAAACAUUCGAAAAAACCUUGAACAUUAUUGGAGUGUCGUCCGCCAUUUCACUGCCAAGACCACCGAUAUUCGUGUCGCUGCCGCCCUUUGAAUCCAGUUGGGAGGCGAUGAGACGAGUAAUACCUACAAUGCUCACGUAUGGCGUCAACGGGUUCCCGUUUUUAAUGCCUGGUGCCGUUGGCGGAGACAUCUACUGGCCAGGGAGCGAACAGUUUCUGCCCUCGUCUAAAGGCUCAAUGGACCCGAUGAAUAUAACCCAGGAGAACGGUAUAGAUUUGCCCGAACGAGAGCUGUACAUGCGGUGGCUUCAGAUGGCAACUUUUCUGCCGGUUAUGAAGUUCACUCAUCUACCGAGCAAGUAUAAUGACGAGAGAGUGCUAGAGAUGGCGAAGAAUUUGACUCUGCUGAGACAGAAACUGGUGACGCCUCUGCUGCUAAAGUACAAGCGAGAAGCGCUGGAGGAAGGUCUGCCGCUGAUCCGUCCGCUGUGGCAGGUGUCGGGUGGUGAGGCGGCACCGCGGGUGGACGACGAGUUCGCGCUCGGAGACGAGCUGGUGGUGGCGCCCGUGCUGCACCAGGGACAGACCACUAGGGAAGUGUACCUGCCGGCCGGUCUUUGGCAGGACGGGAUCGACAACUCCUUGAGGAAGGGAAACAGAUGGAUGCACGAGUAUAAAGUGCCGGUUGACAAGGUCGCCUAUUUCAUCAGGAGACCAGACGACUUGAGGUUCCGAUAGGAUAGAGGUUUUCGAAACAAUUCAAUUAAAAUCAACUACAUAAUAUUUUAUGUAAAAUUUGCGUAAUUCAUGUUUUGAUUCCGUAAAUGCGUAAAUUAUAAUUAUGAAAUAGUUUCGCGGAUACAUUCGCAAUUUUAAAAUUUAUCGUAUUUACCAGCCUCUGCG